This is a messenger RNA of Colletotrichum destructivum, 2943 nucleotides long. RefSeq names its product Putative peptidase S8/S53 domain, Fn3-like domain, peptidase S8, subtilisin, His-active. Gene Ontology annotation, cellular component: membrane; cell wall. Bases 1 to 2943 code for a protein of 980 amino acids. Lineage: Eukaryota; Fungi; Ascomycota; Sordariomycetes; Glomerellales; Glomerellaceae. The transcript has 3 exons. The record is from RefSeq and is a predicted model, not a curated record. Gene Ontology annotation, molecular function: serine-type endopeptidase activity. Gene Ontology annotation, biological process: proteolysis.
AUGAGAAUUCACCCUCGUGCUCUGGCAGUUGCGGCAGCAUUGACUACGCCAGUCCUUGCCGCAACUCGUCCUGGCGCCGUUGUCAAAGCCAGCCCGACGCCCAGCGUUGGGUUCAUCAUUGAACUCGAGUCCAACGAGUCCAUCAACGGUCGUGGUCUUGACGAAGACGCCCACUCGGCGUUUCAUCGUCGGGCCGAAGACCUCUUGGACUAUUCUGUACGCCACGAGUUCAAGAACCCCGAGUAUUUCUACGGACUGUCGAUCAAUGCGAACAACGAUACCAAUUUCGAUGCUCUCCUCGCCUUGCCUCAGGUCAAGAGGGUGUGGCCGAACAGAUACUACAACCGUCCCAUCCCUGUUGGCUCUGGCCGACCUAUAAAGUCGCCGAACCCCUCUGAACCAGUUGGAGUCAAUCCUAUCCAACUACGGGACACAGCUCAAGUUGUCACUAUCAAUGGCACCAGUGAUGUGAUCUCUAGUUUGAGGAUGACCGGCGCUGAUCAGGUUCAUGCUUUGGGCUUGACCGGAAAAGGCAUCAAGGUUGGCUUCCUGGACACCGGCGUCGACUGGCGUCACCCCGCCCUCGGAGGAGGGUUCGGAGAAGGUUUCAAGGUUGCUGGAGGAUAUGAUCUAGUUGGUGAUGACUUUGAGGGCUGGAACGACCCAGUUCCGGAUGACAAUCCGCUCACCACUUGUCUCGAUGGUGGUCAUGGCACGCAUGUUGCUGGUAUCAUUGCCGCCCGGGAUCCAGUAGGUGUUGGAUUCGGCAUCGUGGGAGUUGCUCCUGACGCUUCUCUGUAUGCUUACCGAGUACUCGGUUGUACCGGAGGCGUCACCGAUGAUAUCCUGAUGCAAGGAUUCGAAAAAGCUGCCAGCGACAGUGUUGAUCUCAUCAGCAUGUCUAUUGGCGAAACGGCCAUUUGGGAGACAGGAUCGCCCUACACCACACUUCUUGCCAAGAUCCAGUCGCAAGGCAUCGGCAUCAUCAUUGCUGCCGGAAACGAGGGUGAUACGGGUCUUUAUGUAUCCUCAGCCCCGGCACAUGACCCGAGUGCCAUUUCAGUUGGUUCUGUCAGCGACCUGCACUUCGCCACCGCGUACAACGCCGCCGGGUCGGACGGCUCAGCCAUAGAGUACGGUCGUGUGGUGCCCCUGAGCCCCUCAAAACACUUCAAUGUCUUCGUCGCAGAUGACGAAAACGGCGAGUGCGUGGACAAGGCGUGGACCAAGGCCAUUGCGGAUUUUACCGAUAAGGAGAGCGUGGUCGCCUUGGUCACCGCCAGCAGCAACUGUUUCUACGAGAUCGUUGACGACCGGGGCAGCUCAUCCGGCUUCAAAAAUGUUUGGUCAUGGUUCCCUGACGCUGAUGACAUGUCGAUCGAUCAGCCAGGCUCGUAUGGAGACAUCGACACGGUCAAGGUGAGAAAGACUGAGGCAGACAAGAUUUUGGCUGGUAUCGCGGACCAGGGCAAUAACUUCACCCUGAGCUUCGAGGAUCAGACGGUACACCAGAUUGACCAACCCACCGGCGGGACCACCUCAUGGUUCUCGACCUUUGGCCCUACCAUGGAGAUGUCUUUGAAGCCUCAAGUGUCUGCACCCGGCGGCACCAUCCUCAGUACCUGGGUGACUUCCAACGGAUGGGGAUACGCUGUCAUUUCCGGCACGUCCAUGGCCACACCCCACCUUGCUGGAUGUUACGCUCUGCUGAAGCAGAAGUUCCCCGAUCUUAGCCCCCAGGAUAUUGCGAGACGAUUGCAAUCAUCGGCAGAGCCCUUGAAACAGUACAAUGUCGACGACAUCCUCACAACAACGGCGCAACAGGGCUCUGGACUGGUCAAUAUUCUGAGAGCAAUCACCUCCGAUACCGUGUUUUCGGCCACCGAGUUCAACCUCCGCGACAAUGCUGGUCCUGUUGAGCGGAACUUCACCAUCGAAAAUCGGUCUUCUGCGCCCAAGACUUACACGCUAGGCCACAAGCCAGCCGCGGAAGUGGAUGCGCUGCCGCAAGCCAAAAGCAGCGACGUCAACGAGAUGUUCUACUGGACCUUGAACUUCAAAGCCAUCUACGCCAGUGUGUCGUUCCCCGCAGAGUCAAUCACCAUACCCGCCGGUGGUAGAGCAACGGUCGAGUUCACCGUCACGCCCCCUGUUGUAGACCCUGCUCUCUUGCCCACCUACAGUGGCUUCAUCACCGUCGCCGAUGGCGAGGAUACUUUCUCGAUCCCCUAUCUUGGCAUUCCGUACUCACGCCGAGAUGUUUCCAACAUAUAUGUGGGAGAUGUCAAAAACCUUGAUGCCGCUCUGCAGCCUCCAUCAGGUAUACCGACAUUGCCCUUUGUCAGUUCUUCCGAUACUGGCGUCCGUGUUAGCGAGAAAGCCGUCUUCACCUUCCCGGCCAAGGCGGUCGCGGAAAACGAGACGCGUGGCUUGGAUAACGACCCAGUCAUCACUCUCUUCAUAGACCAACCGUCAGCAUAUGUUCGUCUUGACGCAGUGCCUGUUGAUCUCGCCUCUAACGCCGCCUAUAACUUCACCCCUUCUUCUUUCGGAUACCUCCCGGGAGCCGAGCCAAAUACAACCUUUUUCACCAACACGACAACAGCCUACCCGCCUUUGGACCUCGACUCGCUUGACCAUGUGGCAGGUGUCAAGAGUUAUGGUCUUGUUGGCUCCAUGUACGGCGGCGACAAGCCCCAUGGCCUCACUUCGAUUAACUUUCGAGGCUACAGUGUUUACAGCACAGAGUGGACGUGGGGGGUUGUUGAGUUGGCUAACGGCACGAUUUACCAGUUGCCCAAUGCCGAUUAUCGUGUGUUGGUCCGCGCGCUCAGAUGGGGAGGCGACUUGAACAAUGCAAAUGACUACGACAGCUGGCUGAGCCCUGUUAUCGCGGUAAACAUUACAGAUCCCGGAAUCCCCAAUCCGUGGCUCUCUAUCUAG